This is a messenger RNA of Pristis pectinata (smalltooth sawfish), 2927 nucleotides long. Its product is annotated as torsin-1A-interacting protein 2-like. The transcript is spliced from 12 exons. Gene Ontology annotation, biological process: membrane organization. Gene Ontology annotation, cellular component: membrane. The record is from RefSeq and is a predicted model, not a curated record. Bases 97 to 1731 code for a protein of 544 amino acids. NCBI's taxonomy places the organism in Eukaryota, Metazoa, Chordata, Chondrichthyes, Rhinopristiformes, Pristidae. Gene Ontology annotation, molecular function: ATPase activator activity.
UCGCCGCUCCCGCUCCCGCUUCGCGCCGACAUCCGCCGCUCGCCCGGGGAACGCAGGCCGCGGACAGCGGAAGUUACCGCAAACCGUCCCGCCGCCAUGUCCGGAGGGAAACCGGUGCCACCCGGAAGAUCCGCCGGAGGUGUGUUCCAUCGGGGGGAAGGGAGGAGAGCGGGCGGGCGGACGGACGAGAAGAUGAAGCGGAGGUCGAACAGAAAUAAAAGUUAUCAGCAACAUUCAACUUCACCAGAACCUUCUAAGAAGUCUCACAAAGGUUCUUCCAUAAGAAAUGAAGGUGACCAGAUGGUAACACCGCGUCCUUCGAUAAGAAAUGCGAGAAAAAGAAAUGUUGAUCCUGGACCUGGUUCAGAAUCAUCAGAGCCUCAAAGGAAGUCUCGUAAAGAUGGAGCUGCAACUGAGAUAAAUCCUCAUAUUAGCACGGACCAUCAUCCUCCUAUUUCUGAGAGCCUGGAAUCACAAGAGCCAGAAAUGAUGGACUGUUCGGACGAUGUCAACCUUGAUACAGUGCCCCUUGCAGAUGGGAACGAGGCUGAAGAUGACAAAGAACUUGCGGCAUCACCUGAAGAUGAAGAUGAUGUUCACCAUCACUUGAACAAAAGGGAGCCCCAGGACUACACUGACGCAAAACGAAGUUCGCAGUUUAUUGGGCUGAAUGCUUCUGUUGAUUCUCACCAACACUCAAGCAACAGGGAGCCUUGGAGUUUCACUGACACAAAACAUAGUUCACCGUUUACUAGGCCAAAUGCUUCUGUUGGUGCUCACCAACGCUCAAGCUACAGGGAGCACUGGAGUUUCACUGAUACAAAAAAAAGUUCACAGUUAAUGAGGCCAAAUGCUUCUGUGGUUAUUCAUCAACACUUCAGCCCCAGGGAGCCCCAGAGUUACACUGACAGAAAGCAAGGUUCACAGUUUAUUGGGCCAAACGUUUCAGGGUCCAGGUUCCUUUUCUGGAAGCUUGCAAUUUCGCUAAUGGGACUGGUUGCAAUUUUGAGCAUCUUUGUAUAUUGCCAUUGGGCAUCUGAGCCCACUGCUCAUCAGCUGAUAAAAGAAAGAGAGGUUCACCUCCUCAACAACUGGAAAGAGAUCCAGAACAGGUUCCCAAAUCAGCAUCAGAAACUGUGGACACGUAGUAAGGUUUUGUUGAAGAAUCAUGCAACCACAGCAACACACACUCAGCCUGUGGUUCUCAUGUUUACUGCCGCUCAGGAUGCAAAGAAAACGUUGCAUUGUCUUGCACGUGGGAUCGCGGGAGCUUAUGCCUCAGUCUUCAACUCUAGUGUGGUAGAAAUUGAUGGAUCUGCAAAGAAGUUGAUGAACAGCGAUGAUGUGAAGUUAGACAUGGAUAACCAGCUAUCGUCUGAGUUUAAAGAAGGAAGAAAGGCAGCAGUUAUUCAUCACUUUCAGGAUCUGCCACCAGCUUCUUCCCUUCUGUUCUACAAAUACUGUGACCAUGAAAAUGCAGCUUUCAAGGACGUCCCUAUAUUGAUCACAGUGUCGCUGGACAUUUCAACAUUGAACCCGGAUUUGCCUCUUACCGCCGUAGAGGAAAUGGUGCACGACUUCCUCGAGAUGAAAUUCUGCUCUGAUCCCAAGGGUGCACAGAAUGGGAUGAAUGUAGACAAACUGAGUGGCCUAUGGAGCCGCAUUGCCCAUGUGGUGCUCCCAGUCAGGCCGGAGAAUGAAAUUGAAGCUAAGGGCUGUCCAUCGAUUUAAAGAAAUGUGCUGCAUUACAUUGCUAAAAAUGUCUGGUUAACUCAACUGUGGAGAAUAUUUUUUAAAUGUUAUCAUAGUAAGAAUCUAGAUCUGGUAUUUUCUAGGGUAGGUGGGGAAACGUUUUUAAAUAAUAUAUUUUGAAGUUCUGCCGAUAAGAGUUUGUAUUAUUAUUAUUUCUGGUUUUUCUGUGACCCCCUUUAGAAUAUUGUUUUCACUUCUCACCCCCACCUUCUUGCCCAGACAACUCGUACAAAGGAUGCAAUUUUAAAGGUGGCCUUUGAAAAGCAGUCCUUGCUGAACAAUGUGUUGCAUAAAAGGAGGAUUGCAACCUCUGGCUGGAUGGAUUCCUGGAGGUUUCAUUACUCCAGCCCUUUGCUCCAACUACCCCACCUCCAGCUAUUGAACUAUUAAAGUGUCUCUUGUUGCCAGUGGGAAAGUGAAUUUAUGCUUCCUUAGCUGAAUGUAUAAUUUUCAAUGAUCAGUCAAAGAUCCCUUUUCUUCAGAACUUCAAUAUCUUUAUAACAAAUAAAUAAGUGUUCAAAGAGAAUAUUUUUUAUAACCCUUUAGUUUUCCUUAUCUUUCACUCAAAGUGAUUAAUAACUCACUAGAGAUCAGUUAUUAAUCCAAAACAAUCAGAGCUGGUAACUCUGUGCACAGCACCACUGAUGUCCAUGCUGUAGUGGAGAAGUGCUCAGUGGAGCCCAAGAGUACUUUGGGAGUGGAGGGUUGAGUAAUCCAUCACCAUAUCACACCCAGCAGCAUCCUGGCCAGCACUGGUCAAGGAUGAGAAGCAAGCCUAUUUGUCUAACCCGUUGCCUGUACUAAUUCCAUGACCUACAGUGAAAUUGAGGAGGAGAUACCAGAGGAAGCUUGUACACAGGUAAAUAAUUGGUGGGUUUGCUCGACCCAAAUCCAAUUAUAAAUCCAAUUCAGUUAUUCCUGGUGCUGUCUUGCACAUUUGGAUACUGUCAUUGAUGCCCCUUCCACCAAAAACUGCAUCAACAUCUUCUCAGCAGGUCAGUGAUCCUUUUAUUCUGAAAUCUCUAACAAUGCUUCAAGUUGAAUUGUAUAUAAUUUUUUAUAUAAAGGAAAGAUGCUGGAGGAAGUCAGCAGGUCAGGCAGCAUCCGUGGAGAAAAGCAGAUGGUCAACGUCUCAGGUCCGGACCCUUCUUCAGGACUGAAGAUAGGAAGAGGGG